AUGAUCAGCCGCCGCUCGGUAACGCUAGCUACCGGCCUGUCGCUCUUUGCCGCGGCUCACAUGUCAAGCAUCGCCACGGGAGGUGGGCCGGAGCCGCCGGGCAGCCUGGAUCUCCCCGCCCCCCCUCCUGCUCCUGCUCCUGCUCCUGCUCCUGCUCCGCGGCGGCUUCUGCGGUUAACCUCAGUCCCUGGAUCCGAGCAGCACCGCCUCAAUGACCUGCUGCUGCUGAGCCCCGAAGGGCCGCGGAGUGAAACCGGCCAUGUGGUGUUUUUUCCCGGUGACAUUCAGAACUUCCAACAGGAAAUGGCACUCCAGCCCGAUGCCGCCCCCUGGCAGUGCUGGAGUCUGGAGCGGGUGGCUGUUAUGCUUGGUGCACGCUUUCCCGGGUGUCACAUUUGGGUGAUCCGUGCAUCCCGCAUGUACUUGCACAAGUUCAGCUGCUACCAGAACUUUGUGGAAAGUAAUCUGUUCGGCGCUCCAGAGCACUCUCCAGACUACGGAGCACUGCGCCACCUUAGAGGUCUUCUGGGCCACGGUAUGGAGCGGGCGGGCCUCCCAAACCCCUUACCCCCCCUUGGAGGUGCUGCAUUCCUCCCUCACGGCUUCGCAUUGACAUUGGUAGGCUUCAGCAAGGGUUGUGUGGUGCUCAAUCAGAUGGUGUAUGAACUGGCGGGCGCUAAGACUGACCUGGAGCUGCAGCCAUUUCUCAGCAGCAUAUCAGACAUGUACUGGCUGGACGGGGGGCACCCUGGAGGCAGCGAGACAUGGGUGACUGAUAAACGAGCUCUGGGAGAGCUGGCAACCUGCGGAGUGACCGUGCACGCCCAUGUCACACCCUACGAGGUGCGAGACCCCAUGAGGGCUUGGGUGGGGCGGGAGCACCGCCGCUUCAUCAAGGCGCUGGAGGAGCUUGGUGCCUGCGUCACACACAGGCUGCACUUCGAAAACGAGCCAGCAUCCAUCGACAAUCACUUCCGAGUCAUAAAGGAGUUUUGAUUGUCACUCAGCACUGUUUUCUUCAAGUCUUAAAGUAAAAGCACAUGUAGACCAAUGAUAUGUUUGGUGAGCCUAGGAUUAUGGGAGGUAAAUUCUGCCAAAAAUAAAAAUGAAAUGAAAAUACUAAUAUGAAAAUGCAAAUAGUGUUUUGUGCUUUCUUUUUUCAAAUGUGUAAAAAUAUUAUGAAUAAAUUAAAAACUAAAUUAAAUUUAUUUGCUAUUUCUUUUUAUUGCCAUGGGUAUUUCACAGUCAAAAAUCUGACAUUGUGAAAAAGAAAAAUCUAAACUUUACUUUGGCCUUUCUUUUCUUAAUGGACUGCAUGAGAGUUUGUAAUUCAGUUUUUGGCUUGGACAGUUCUUUAAAUGUCAAAAAAAAAUGUAUCAUCAGCAGAUAGCGCCAAUCAUCCUUUUUAUUUUGACACUUAAAAGUGCUGUCCAAGCCAAAAACUGAAUCACAACUCAAUUUGCUAAGGAUUUUUCCAUUUUAAUUCUGUCAGACAUGCAGCCCAUUGCAAGAAAAAAUAAAGAAAAACGCUACCAUUGCCUUUUGCUUUUAGUUUUAAAAUGUAUUAUGCUGUUAAUCAAGAAAAGGUAAAGCCAAAGUGAAGCUUUUAUUUCUCUUUUCCCAAUUAGCUUUUUCAUUUUAGAUUUGACUUUGAAAUACCCAUAUGCUAAUGAAAAUGAAAUGGCAACUUAAAUAAAAUGAAAAUUAAUUUCUCGCAUAUGACCCAUGCUUAAGUGAAAAUUUUAAUUGCAAAUGAAGUGUUUUCACUUAUUUUUCCAUUUUGUUAUGUUUGAAAAAAGAAGCGCACAACAGUAUUUGCAUUUUCAUUUAGUGUUUUUAUUUGUGGUAGGAUUUACCUACAAUAUGGGAGUUUUGCUCUGGAGCUACGAGGCUAAUGUGCGUAAAAAGUAUUGUGUGCAAGCUUAUAUUCCACCAGUUUUUAUAUUUAAACCAUUCAAACUGCAAAUCCAAAUAAUCACAGACUUAACAAGGUUGAGUUGUCAAAUACACUAAAAUGGACCUGAUUAUGUGGUUUCUGAUUUUUGUUCCAGUAAAAAUUAUCUAAUAUAAGGUAUUUUGCCAAUAAGAUACAGCUUCUCCUGCUUGGGACAGCCUGCCUACAAAAGAGAAGCUAUUUAGACCAAAGCUCUGGAUGGAAUAAGUUUUCUUUAUAAUCAUUAUUCACAUCACUGGGAAUUUUUUUUUUCAGGAACUAUAUAUAUAUAUAUUUUUUUUUUUUUGGAAUUUUCUACGCUUAUAUCUGAAAGAUAUAUUGAUACAUGGACAAGCUCAGCUUAAAUGUAUGUAUUAGAUGGGUAUAUUUCUCUAAAUGCAUUCUUGUAUAUGCUGCCCUGAUUCAUUCAUUCUUUGUCUGUUAGUUCUGACACAACUGAAUGUAUAACGGUUCUUAAGCUGAGGCCUGAUGCCUCUCAAAAAGCUGAAAUGUUCUCUUUCAUUUUCAGAAGAAUUACUGUACAGAGCUACUUAAGUUUCAUCACCUGCAGUAAGACAUCUGCUCCUGGCUAUUCUGGACAAUUUUAGCAAGCACUUUUACUCCAUCGUCACAGUUCAUUGAUUAAUACUAACGAUUGUAUAUAAGCAUGGACACUGUGGUUCCGUUCCCUUCUGUUUUGUAAAAAUGAAGCCAGAAUUGUUUGCCAUGUUUUGCAUGUCACCAAUUUGCAACCAGUUUCAAUCAGUGCAGUAGAGAGUAGUGGUAGGGCCAGACUCGCCUCCUUAGACUGCCAUCAUUGAGUUUACCGUUCGGCCUAAAGAAAAAAGAGGAUUAAUUAAUUAAUAUCUAUCAGAUUACAGCAAAUUUCAGUACCGGAAGCUCUGUUAAUCGAUGAGCCAGCAUGCACCAGUGAUUAAUGAAGAUAAAAUAUAAUGCAUCUAACUACACUAAUAUUAGCAUACUGGAUAACAACUAAUGAGAUCAUUUUGGCUCUUUUACAUCAACAACAAACUUGAUGAAAAAAAAUGGUGGAAUUAGACACCAGCCACAGCCAGCCAGCAGGGGCACUACACUUGUGGUGUCUUCUCCUUUGAGGAGUUUUCCUCUGCCUAUGCUUGUAUACAGUCAAAUUUUUUUUUUGUUUCUUUCAAAGGGAAAAGUUAUUUUAUGUUCUGAAAUCAUUUAACCAGUAUCUUAUUUUGUGUUUAACUUGAUUGCAUGGCAGAUUGUAAGAUCGGAUCGCAUUUAGUUGUUGCGAUACAGAAUUCUCCAGAAAUGUGUGAUCUGACAUGUCAAUGUUAAUAAAACUUUUAUAUAUCAAGAGUAAUAAUAAUGACAUUAAUGUCAUUCAGAAUUGUCCUUUUGCAGAAAAAAAAGUAGCAUGACGUAGGAUUUAAUUUUGACUACAUUUAGAAGACGAUAUUAAAACAAUGUAUCAUGCAGCCCUACUAGGCAGCUUAUGCACUAGUUUUAAAUAUAUCUAAUAAUUUUAAGUGUAAGUACAAUGCAUUGAAUGUUGUAUACUGAAAAAAAGGGAAAUGUUAUAUUUUGGUGAGGUUAUUUGAGGUUAUUUUAUUGCAAGUUUAUUACAGUUGACUGAAAAAUAAUGUACAAAAUAGAAAAAGUUGAUGUUUUUACUUUGACAAUUUGCAGUGCUUGAAUUUUGUAUCAUUCCCUAUGUUUAAAGAAAUGCAAUUUUGUCUUUAAUUCAGAAUGGCUUGUUGUCUUACUUCCUUUUACUAUGAUAAAGUAAAACCAGUUAAAAUUAU
This is a messenger RNA of Astyanax mexicanus (Mexican tetra), 3723 nucleotides long. It is a transcript of the gene c11h2orf69, whose product is annotated as chromosome 11 C2orf69 homolog. Gene Ontology annotation, cellular component: mitochondrion. The record is from RefSeq and is a predicted model, not a curated record. The transcript has 3 exons. NCBI's taxonomy places the organism in Eukaryota, Metazoa, Chordata, Actinopteri, Characiformes, Acestrorhamphidae. Bases 1 to 996 code for a protein of 331 amino acids.